Molecule: messenger RNA, 663 nt
Organism: Struthio camelus australis
Lineage: Eukaryota; Metazoa; Chordata; Aves; Struthioniformes; Struthionidae
Source: RefSeq, a predicted model, not a curated record
CAAGCAGCAUGGGGUGGCUGGGCUUUCUCGGGCUGUGCCUGGCUCUGUGCUGCAGUGCUGUCGACGGAUCUGAGGCGUCCGUCCGGCUGUCAGGCCGCCACUCACGCUGCAGUGGGCACGUAGAGGUCUACCAUGGCGGCCGCUGGGGCACCGUGUGUGACGACGGCUGGACCACGGUCAACUCUGACGUGGUGUGCCGGGAGCUGGGCUGUGGUGUGGCGCGGCCCGUGCUCCGGCGGCCUGUGGACUGGCCCCGUUUCGUCCCGAGCAAGGGGCAGAUCUGGCUGGACGAUGUCCGCUGCAGAGGUCACGAGGGGAGCCUGCGGGACUGCGCCCACCGCAUCUGGGGGUAUCACGACUGCACCCACACCGAGGAUGUCAGUGUGGUCUGCCAGGAUGCCUGAGCACCACACCUCCACCCUCAGACCCACCCUGCUCCCAGCAGCCACCACAUCCCCCACCAGAGCAUCCCAUCUGCAACCUCUCCGGGGCAGCCCCCAGUCCCUGGCUCCAGGAAGGACUCUGCAUAUGGUGGGCUUCCCCCAGAAGUGGCCUGCAAAGGGAGCAGGGGUGCCUUGUAACUUCUGCACUGAGGUGCCUGCUGGAUACACCCCUGACCUCCGCUCUCUGCCCCUGCUAAAUCAUUAAACAUGGAAAACUCGA